This is a messenger RNA of Dentiscutata heterogama, 409 nucleotides long. The record is from the annotation of a GenBank genome assembly. Lineage: Eukaryota; Fungi; Glomeromycota; Glomeromycetes; Diversisporales; Gigasporaceae.
UCAAGAGACCGAAAAAACUGAUAAACUGCUGAAUCUUUCAGAUUCGAUUGAAAAUCUUAAUUUACCUAAUUUAAUGAAAGUAGAUGAUUUCCUAGCUAUUCCAGAAGAAGAAGUUGUUUGUAAAAUUCUUAAUGAAAACUCUCUAAUAGCCGAAAUUAUUGAAAUCUUUAAAGAAAAACCUGAAGAAUUUGAUAAUGAAGAUUCUGAUGAAGCGGAUGACAGUAUUGAAAUAACAAUCAUAAGCACAAGCGAGGCACUAAAAAGCUUAGAAGUAAUGCGUACAUUUUUACUCCAGCAAGAAGAAUCGGAUGAGUAUAUAAAAAAAAUUGAUAGCAUUGAAAAAUUUGUUAAUGCAAAACGAGUUAGUUUGAUGAAACAAACAAAUUUGAAUCAAUAUUUUAAUUUAUAA